Molecule: messenger RNA, 4101 nt
Organism: Pestalotiopsis fici W106-1
Lineage: Eukaryota; Fungi; Ascomycota; Sordariomycetes; Amphisphaeriales; Sporocadaceae
Product: Xanthine dehydrogenase
Exons: 3
Coding region: 1-4101 (1366 amino acids)
Molecular function (GO): 2 iron, 2 sulfur cluster binding; molybdopterin cofactor binding; iron ion binding
Source: RefSeq, a predicted model, not a curated record
AUGGCGCCCAUCGCUCUCUCCCCCGAGCGGGAUCCUGCCCCUUCGCUGAAGACCGUCUUUGACGAUACCAUCAGAUUCUUCCUCAAUGGCACCCGCGUCGUCCUUGAUGAGAUUGACCCCGAAGUUACGUUGCUGGAGUAUCUGCGAGGAAUCGGCCUGACCGGAACUAAGCUAGGUUGCGCCGAGGGUGGUUGUGGUGCUUGCACAGUGGUUGUCAGUCAAUAUAACCCAACGACCAAGCAGAUAUAUCAUGCCAGCGUCAAUGCCUGUCUGGCUCCACUCGCGAGUAUCGAUGGCAAGCAUGUCAUUACCAUUGAGGGCAUUGGAAACACAAAGAGGCCCCAUCCCACGCAAGAGCGGAUAGCCAAGAGCAACGGAAGCCAGUGUGGUUUCUGCACCCCGGGCAUUGUCAUGAGCUUGUACGCCCUUUUGAGGAACAAUGAUGCCCCUACAGACCAUGACAUUGAGGAGGCUUUUGAUGGCAACUUGUGUCGCUGCACAGGAUAUAGGCCCAUCUUGGAUGCCGCCCAGACCUUCAGUGUUGAUAGAGGCUGUGGUAAAAGCAGCUCCAAUGGUGGUACUGGCUGUUGCAUGGAAAAUGGCAACGGUGCGAACGGCGGCGGCGGCUGCUGCAAGAGCAAGAGUCUCGAUGACGGUCAGCCCAUCAAGAGGUUCACCCCUCCCGGAUUCAUUGAGUACAACCCAGACACUGAGCUUAUCUUCCCACCUACCCUCAAGAAGCACGAGUUCAGGCCUCUUGCUUUUGGCAACAAGCGAAAGACGUGGUAUCGACCAGUUACGCUGUCACAGCUUCUGGAGAUCAAGAGUGUAUAUCCAGAUGCCAAGAUCAUUGGUGGAAGCACUGAAACCCAAAUUGAGGUCAAAUUCAAGGCUAUGAAGUACCCGGUUUCGGUCUUUGUAGGUGAUAUCCCCGAGCUGCGACACUAUAGCUUCAACGAUGACCACUUGGAGAUUGGUGGAAACGUUAUCCUCACAGACCUGGAGAAUAUAUGCCAAGAGGCUAUCAAGCACUAUGGUCCUGCCCGUGGCCAAGUCUUUGCGGCCAUGUACAAGCAGCUCAAGUAUUUUGCUGGACGACAGAUCAGAAACGUUGGAACCCCAGCCGGCAAUCUGGCGACCGCAUCUCCCAUUUCCGAUUUGAAUCCGUGCUUCAUGGCAGCUGACUGCGUCUUGAUUGCAAAAUCUUACGGCAAAACCACUGAGAUCCCCAUGUCGGGCUUCUUCAAAGGCUAUCGGCGAACAGCUCUCGAACCCGACGCCAUUAUCGCUUCGAUUCGCAUUCCCAUCACCAAGGAGAAGGGCGACUUUUACCGCGCUUACAAACAGGCCAAGCGAAAGGAUGACGAUAUCGCCAUUGUCACUGCUGCACUGCACGUGACUGUGGAUGAAAAGGGCACUGUCGAGGGCGCAAACCUGGUCUACGGUGGCAUGGCUCCCUUUACUGUUGCUGCCAAAAAGGCCAAUGAGUACCUCAUUGGCAAGAUGUUGGCUCACCCAGAUACCCUGGAGGGUGCCAUGAACGCUCUUGAGCAAGACUUCAGCUUGGACUUUAGUGUGCCAGGAGGCAUGGCUUCGUACAGACGGUCAUUGGCUCUCAGUUUCUUCUACAGGUUCUACCACGAGGUACUGUCAGAUCUGAAGGUUGAAAGCGCACACGGUGACAGUCAGGCUGUUGAGGAACUCGAGCGAGAGCUGUCAAAGGGCUAUGAAGAUCGAGAAGCAACGGCAGAGUAUGCAAAGGAUACCAUUGGUAAACCCGCAAACCAUGUUGCCGCUUUGAAACAGGUGACUGGUGAAGCCCAGUACACAGACGACAUUCCCCCUCUGAAGAAUGAGCUGUGUGCAGCCAUCGUCUUUUCGACUCGCCCCCACGCCAAGAUCCUCUCGCGCGAUUACUCUGCUGCCUUGGAUAUCCCAGGAGUCGUGGAUGUCGUGGAUAAGGACGAUCUUCACCACAUAAGCGACAACAAAUGGGGCGCCCCCAACUUUGAUGACGUUUUCUUUGCCGAAGAUGAGGUUUUCACGGCUGGUCAACCUAUCGCAGUUGUCCUGGCCACGUCACAAGCAAAGGCAGCCGAGGGUGUGCGAGCAGUCAAGAUUGAGUACGAGAAUCUUCCAGCCAUUUUCACCAUGGAGGAGGCCAUUGAAAAGGAGAGUUUCCACAAGUACUUUAGGUACAUUAAGAAGGGCGAUGUUGAGGAAGCCUUCGAGAAUUGCGACUACACUUUCAACGGUGUGGCCCGUAUGGGUGGCCAGGAGCAUUUCUAUCUCGAGACGAACGCAUGUUUGGCAAUCCCUCACCCCGAGGGCGAGUUUGAAAUCUGGACCAGUAGUCAAAAUCCCACAGAGAGUCAAAUGUUUGCAUCGAGGAUCCUUCAGAUUCCAGCCAACAAGGUAGUCGCCCGCGUUAAGCGUCUUGGUGGCGGUUUCGGUGGUAAAGAAACAAGAUGCGUCUUGCUCAGUACCAUUAUUGCCCUUGCAGCCCAAAAGACCGGCCGUCCAGUCAGAUGCAUGCUGAACCGAGAUGAAGACAUGGUCAUGUCUGGCCAGCGCCACCCGUUCCUCGGCAAAUGGAAGGUUGGUGUGAACAAGGAUGGAAAGAUACAGGCCUUGGACGUUGACGUCUUCAACAAUGCCGGUUGGUCGUUUGAUCUCAGUGCCGCUGUUUGUGAGCGCGCCAUGACCCAUAUCGAUGGCUGCUACAAGAUCCCCAACAUUCACGUUCGUGGCCGCCUUUGCAAGACGAACACAAUGUCCAACACGGCUUUCCGUGGAUUCGGCGGCCCUCAGGGUAUGUUCAUUGCUGAGUCGUACAUGUCGGAGGUGGCAGACAGGCUAGGAAUGCCGGUGGAAGAGUUCCGGAAGAUCAACUUUUACGAAGCAAACGAGCAAACACAUUUCAAUCAGGAGAUCCAAGAUUGGCAUGUGCCACUCAUGUACCAGCAAGUACAAGAAGAGUCGGACUACGACAACAGACGAAAGGCUGUGACCGAGUUCAACGCUACACACAAGUGGCGUAAGCGAGGUUUGGCCUUGAUUCCUACCAAGUUUGGUAUCUCCUUCACCGCGCUUUGGUUCAACCAAGCCGGUGCUCUGGUACAUAUCUACCACGAUGGUUCGGUCCUUGUCGCACACGGUGGUACAGAGAUGGGACAAGGCUUGCACACAAAAAUGUCCAUGAUUGCAGCAGAGGCCCUGAAAGUGCCUCUUGAGGAUGUGCACAUUUCCGACACAUCUACCAAUACCGUGGCAAACACAUCGGCUACUGCUGCAUCUGCAUCAUCUGAUCUCAAUGGCUACGCAAUCUGGAAUGCUUGCGAGCAAAUCAAUGCUCGGCUGGCUCCAUACCGGGAAAAGCUUGGUCCCAGCGCCUCCAUGAAGGACUUGGCACACGCCGCUUAUUUUGACCGUGUCAAUCUGAGUGCCAAUGGGUUCUACAAGACACCUGAAAUCGGCUAUACUUGGGGAGAGAACAAGGGCAAGAUGUUUUUCUACUUUACACAAGGUGUUACUGCCGCCGAAGUUGAGGUUGACUGUCUGACCGGAACAUGGACAUGUCUCCGAGCGGACAUCAAGAUGGAUGUCGGAAGAUCAAUCAAUCCGUCCAUUGACUAUGGUCAAAUCGAAGGUGCUUUCGUCCAGGGUAUGGGUCUCUUUACGAUGGAGGAAAGUUUGUGGCUCCGCAACGGCCCCAUGGCAGGUAACCUCUUUACCAAAGGACCUGGCGCCUACAAGAUUCCUGGUUUCCGUGACAUUCCCCAAGAGUUCAAUGUGCGUCUUCUCAAGGGUGUCACGUGGGAAAACCUGCGCACAAUCCAGCGCAGUCGCGGAGUUGGCGAACCUCCUCUCUUCAUGGGUAGCGCAGUCUUCUUUGCCAUUCGUGAUGCCCUCAAGUCUGCGCGCUCAGACUACGGCGUGACAGCCAAGGAACUCGCAGAAGGUGGCGAUGAUGACGGGAUUCUCAAGCUCGAAAGUCCAGCCACGCCAGAGAGGAUCAGGUUGUCUUGUGUCGACCCAAUCAUGGAGCGGGCAAGAGUCCAGCCAAAGGAAGGAGAGAAGAACUUUUUCAUUGCCAUUUAG